CCCGCCGUAUCUCUGCGCGCCAAGCUCCCCCGUCCUUUCGCUGAGUGGAGUUGCGCUUUAGAUUGCCUGGGCCAUCGACCGCUAUCCGCACAUUAGCCUGCGGGCAUCGACGAGAAUCUACAAACAGACAGCCCACCGCGAAAGGCCUUUGUCACCCUUUUCUGACCUUUGGUGUGCUUUGCGUCUUUCGUUUCUCUGUUUGCCGCUCUUUUUUCCCCAGAGCUUUUGUGCAAGCAAGCAUUCGGAAUCGCCCUCACUUCUUCACAACCACAAAGCCACAACGACAGCGGAUUCAGGCCCAAGUCGCCAGCCCGACCAUCAUGUCUCGGUCGAACGCCCCCAAUGCGUCAGCGUCGCGCAAGAUCUCGUUCAAUGUCAGCGAGCAGUAUGACAUUCAGGACGUUGUCGGCGAAGGAGCCUACGGCGUUGUUUGCUCUGCAAUUCACAAGCCGUCAGGACAGAAGGUUGCCAUCAAGAAAAUCACCCCCUUCGACCACUCCAUGUUCUGUCUGAGAACCCUGCGAGAGAUGAAGCUGCUGCGCUAUUUCAACCACGAAAACAUCAUCUCCAUCCUUGACAUCCAGAAGCCUCGAAGCUAUGACAGCUUUAACGAGGUCUACCUCAUUCAGGAACUCAUGGAGACAGAUAUGCACAGAGUUAUCCGUACCCAGGACCUAUCCGACGACCACUGCCAGUACUUUAUUUACCAGACGCUGCGUGCUCUCAAGGCCAUGCACUCGGCCAACGUUCUUCACCGAGAUCUCAAGCCCUCCAACCUACUGUUAAAUGCCAACUGUGAUCUGAAAGUCUGCGAUUUCGGUCUGGCCAGAUCUGCCGCCUCUCAGGAAGAUAACUCGGGUUUCAUGACGGAAUAUGUCGCCACGCGAUGGUACCGCGCACCCGAGAUUAUGUUGACCUUUAAGGAGUACACCAAGGCUAUUGAUGUUUGGUCUGUUGGCUGCAUCCUGGCUGAGAUGCUCAGCGGCAAGCCUCUGUUCCCUGGCAAAGAUUACCACCACCAGCUGACUCUGAUUCUGGAUGUGCUCGGUACACCAACCAUGGAGGACUACUACGGCAUCAAGUCUCGACGAGCACGAGAGUACAUCCGCUCUCUGCCUUUCAAGAAGAAGGUGCCAUUCCGCACCCUGUUCCCCAAGACGUCUGAUCUGGCACUCGACCUCCUGGAGAAGCUGCUUGCAUUCAACCCCGUGAAGCGAAUCACGGUGGAGGAUGCCCUCAAGCACCCAUACCUGGAGCCUUACCACGACCCUGAUGACGAGCCCACUGCGCCCCCGAUCCCGGAGGAAUUUUUCGAUUUCGACAAGCACAAAGAUACCUUGAGCAAGGAGCAACUGAAGCAGCUGAUUUACCAAGAGAUUAUGCGGUAAAACAAGAAACAAAAUAAUAGGGAACUGAUGAAGCAUAUGGUUGAAAGAUGUUGCCGAGAUGGGUUAAGAAACUGAAUUAAAGCGGAAGCAUUUUUUGGAGGAUAUAGAGCAAUGAGGCUGGCAAAGAAAGGAAAUAUAUAUCUUGGCUAAGCCAAGAAAGUGGAGGAAUGGGACGAGAUAUGAAAUGAAUAAAUACACUGGCUUCGGGUGCCUCUACUUUUUUCUUGUUUUUCUGUUUUAGUAUAAGUAUAUAUAUAUGUGGCCUACGUAUUCUGGUUCAAUACAUGCAUGCAGUCAAUAUUGCCUC
This is a messenger RNA of Trichoderma asperellum CBS 433.97, 1695 nucleotides long. RefSeq lists its product as uncharacterized. The record is from RefSeq and is a predicted model, not a curated record. Gene Ontology annotation, molecular function: MAP kinase activity; ATP binding. Gene Ontology annotation, biological process: intracellular signal transduction; protein phosphorylation. NCBI's taxonomy places the organism in Eukaryota, Fungi, Ascomycota, Sordariomycetes, Hypocreales, Hypocreaceae. Gene Ontology annotation, cellular component: nucleus; cytoplasm.